AUGGUGGGCAUUGCCGGGGAGCACCCCCGACACUGUCAUUUCCUCUAUUGUUACAACCCGGUCAACGGGCGGUGCACCCAGGAUGAUGCCACCACGAUCACGCUCGCUGCCAACACCACGGACGGCGAGAACCCUCUGUCGGAGGUCUCCUUCCGCGCGGUAGGCUCCUGCGCGCCGGGGGACCUCCAGGCGUCGCUCCCGGCCGGCGCGGCAGGCGUCGCGGGGCUCUCCAGGCUGCCGUUGUCGCUGCCGACCCAGUUCGGCACCAUUCUGAAGGUGGCCAAGCAGUUCGCGCUCUGCCUCCCCGGUGGCGGAAGCGACGGCGUGGCCGUCUUCGGCGGCGGCCCGUUCCAGCUCCUGGCCGCGCCGCCGGUGGAGCUCGCCGACGGCCUGCGCCAGAACCAGCUCCCGCUCCUCAAGAACCCCAGGUCGGACACUGGCGCGUACUACUUCCGCAUCACCGGCAUCGCCGUGAACCAACAGCAGGUGCCCACGCCGCCCGGCGCCUUCGACCUCGACGGUGGGAGCGGCACGGGCGGCGCCAUCUUCAGCACCGUCACGCCCUACACCGCGCUGCGCCCGGAAAUCUACCGCCCGCUCCACGACGCGUUCGACGCGGCCACCAGCGGCAUCGCGCGCGCCGCGCCGGUCGCGCCCUUCGACAUGUGCUACCAGGCCUCCGCGCUCACCAUGACCAGGCUGGGCUACGGCGUCGCAAACAUCGACCUGACGCUGGACGGCGGGCGGACCUGGACGCUGCCCGGUGGCAGCUCGCUGGUGCAGGUCAACGACCAGACGGUGUGCUUCGCGUUCGUCCAGAUUGCGCCGUCAAUGCCGGCGGCGGCCGACUCGCCGGCGGUCAUCUUCGGUGGGUUCCAGAUGGAGAACCACCUUCUCAUCUUCGAUCUGGAGAAGGAGACUUUCGCUUUCAGUGGGCUUCUCUUCGGAAUCCGCACUACAUGCAGCAACUUCAACUUCACCGUGGGGAGUUCUUAGAACUUAAUUAGAAGAGUGCUGUCGCGCGACGCGAGGGUACAAAAACAACAUGAGAUGCAUGUUUGCAUAUGAUCUUGCAAGUAUGCCACCAUCACCCUGUCCUUUUGGUAGU
This is a messenger RNA of Lolium perenne, 1108 nucleotides long. Its product is annotated as chitinase CLP-like. NCBI's taxonomy places the organism in Eukaryota, Viridiplantae, Streptophyta, Magnoliopsida, Poales, Poaceae. Gene Ontology annotation, biological process: proteolysis. Gene Ontology annotation, molecular function: aspartic-type endopeptidase activity. The record is from RefSeq and is a predicted model, not a curated record.